Messenger RNA from Phalacrocorax carbo (great cormorant), 4543 nucleotides. NCBI's taxonomy places the organism in Eukaryota, Metazoa, Chordata, Aves, Suliformes, Phalacrocoracidae. The record is from RefSeq and is a predicted model, not a curated record.
UUCCGAGGGAUGCGCCCCCCCCCCCCGCCCCCACAGCAGGGCGCGGGUGGGAGGUCUCGGCACCCUGGGCACCUGGGGCCGCCGGGGGCCGGAGGUGCGGGUCCCGGGCCCAGCCCUCCUCCGGCGGCACCCGCGACCCGGAGGACGCUGCGGCACCCAGCGCCUCUGGAAUCGGGCGUGCCUGCUCCUUGCUCUCAGGACUGGCGCUUAGGGCGGGCUUUGCCCUCGGCCAGGACGGGGUUACGAGUAGAACGCGGUGCUUUUCUCAUCCGCGGACACUUGGCAGAGCUCUGGCCAAGAGGCACGUGUCCCUCAUCCAAGGACAGGAGAAUAAGCAGCAUCUCGAUCAAACGAGCUUUUGUUGAUGGGUCUGGUUUGUGCUUCUGCCAGUCAUUGAUGCGGGGAAAUAACUUCAAGUCUUGGGUUUCUGUUUCCUGGUCCGUGGCCUUUGAAAAGGGGCAGCUCGGAGGUGGCGAUGACGUACGAUGAGAUCUCAGCUGAGAGAAACCAUAGUUUUUCCUCAAAUUAUGUAAGGGGGUAGGCAGUGGGCGUAAAAUGCUCUGUCGGAUGUUUGCUCUGGAGGUGCGCGGUACGUGGUGUGGCACAGGAGGAGAUGAGUAAGCUUAACCCUGAACAAGGAGCUUUAGGGACUCGGGCAGGUGUUUUUGCACGCCAUGUGGAGCCGCUCCUCGGAGCGGUCUGGGGCAGCUUUCUGGUUCCCUGUGCCGCCGUCAUGUCUCAGAGCCCCACCAGCAGCUCUUUGGACGACAAGACCUUUCUCCUGGAGUACCGAUGCCACCCGGUGCGGCCGGAGCCCCCCAGCCCGACCUCCCUCCCCGGGAAGCGCAGCUCUGCCAUGGUGCCCGACGCCGCCUCGCUCUCGGCCAUGGGCUCCCCCACCUCGGCCGAGCCCCGCCGCAUCAUCCUCAGCACGGACAGCCCGGCUGCGCUGAAGAUGGGAACCCAGCAGCUGAUCCCCAAAAGCUUGGCUGUCUCCACCAAGACCAAGAACAACCCCUCCAGACACCAGAGCUUCGGGGCAGCUGGGUCGAGCCUGGAGCCCCAGACCCCCGACCCAAAGCAGGCGUCCGUCCCCAGCCCCUCCCUGGAGGAAGAGGAGGAGGAGGAUGACAGUGGGGGAGCCCUCAAGCGCAACUUGAGGAACAUGUCCUACCGCGCGGCCAUGAAGGGCCUGGGCGCGGAGCCGGAGCCGGCGAGCACCAUCCCCUUGCUGAAACCCACGUCAGAGGAGGGCAGCGCUGUGCCUGCCCGCAGCCCCGGCAGGAACAAGAAAACCUUUGGGCGGAGGCGGGUGCAGAAGCGUGGCGGCUCGUUCAAGGACCAGCCCCGGCUGUAUCAGGAAAUCCGUGAGAGAGGUCUGAACUCCAUCGGCCAUGAGUCAGAUGACGAUUUGCUAGAGGAAUCCAUCCCAGAAGAGCCGUCCCCUCUGGAUGCUGCUAUCGUGGUGCAGAGCUAUCGCCCGGCGCAGGUGACCUGGAGCCAGCAACCAGAGGUGCUGGAAGCAGGCAUCCUGCAAAAGAUAUCCCCCGAAGAGCGCAAACGGCAGGAGGCAAUGUUUGAGAUCAUCACUUCUGAGUACUCCUACAUGCACAGCCUGCGCAUCCUGGUGUGCCACUUCAUGAGGUCGGAGGAGCUGAAGGAGACCAUGACGCAGACCGAGCACCACCACCUCUUCUCCAACAUCAGCGACAUCCUGACGGUCAGCACGAGCUUCUUUGAAGACUUAGAGAAGCGACACCAGGAAAACCUCCUAAUUCCUGACAUCAGUGACAUAGUGGAAGAACACGCCUCGAAGCAUUUCAAUCCUUACAUCAGCUACUGCUCCAAUGAAGUCUACCAGCAGAGGACGCUUCAGAAGCUGCUAAACACAAACCCCUUAUUUAAAGACACCUUGAAAAAAAUUGAAAGGAAACCAGAAUGUGGAGGCCUGCCAAUGAUAUCCUUUCUCAUUCUCCCAAUGCAGAGGGUAACACGGCUUCCUCUGCUGUUAGAUACUGUCUGUCAAAAAACAAAAGCAUGCACUGCAGCGUAUGGAGCUGCCACCAGAGCGCUGAAAGCCAUCAGCAAGCUGGUUAAGAACUGCAAUGAAGGAGCUCGUGCUAUGGAGAGGACAGAGCAGAUGUACACCCUGCAGAAACAGCUGGAAUUUGGAAAGAAGAAGCCUUUCCCGCUGACUUCUGCUUCCCGCUGGCUGCUGAAGCGGGGGGAGCUGUACCUGCUGCUGUCGGAAGAGGCGGGCAUCUUCCGCCGAGGUGCUGGCAAGCUCUGCUACCUCUUCUUGUUCAACGAUGUCCUGAUCAUAACCAAGAAGAAGAGCGAGGAGAGCUACACCGUCAUGAACUACGCCACGCUGGACCAGGUCACGGUGGAGAAGAUCGAGAACGUGGACCCGCCUUCCCCUCCUCCCGGCAAGACCGGGAGUGGUGGCAUGGCCCGCGGCGCGGCCGGCGGGCACCUGCUCCGGGUGGUGAUGGAGAAGGACAGCGAGGGCAAACGGGAGGAGAUCGUGCUGUCGGCAGAGACGCUGAGUGACCGGGCCCGGUGGAUCGCUGCGCUGAUGCACAGAGAAAAGGAAAAGCCUGACACCACUCCUAAAGGAGAGCUGAGCCAAGUGGAGAUAACCCACGCAUACCUGGCUAAGCAGGCGGACGAGAUUUCCCUGCAGCAGGCUGACGUUGUCCUGGUGUUGGGUGGAGAGGCCGGCUGGUACUGGGGUGAGAGGCUGAGGGAUGGUGAAAGGGGCUGGUUUCCCCAGUCCUGCGCUCGGCAGAUCACCAGCCGCACAGCGGUGGAGUGCAACGUCCGUCGGAUGGAGCGGCUGCGGAUAGAGACCGACGUGUAGGCUUGCAGCCAAGGAAGGAUGCCCCUGUUGUGACUUAUUUCAGGGCUCUUAAAACCUUUGCGGACUAAGCCCAUAGCGAGAAGGGACUGGGAGAUCCUUCCUUCUUGAUUUUUGUUUGUCUUGAGCAGUCACAGGCGGCAGAUCUUAUCAUUCAGGACCGGUUUUUGUAGCAGCCGUGACAGCAGCUAAUUAAUGUGAGACCUGGCAUCCGAGCGCUGCUGGCCAGCACUAGUAUUAAUGACCUGGAACAGGCUUCAAGAAGCAGCCAAGGUGUUGGCUCAAGUUGAAAAGGCUGCAGCGGCGUGCUGGGCUCUCUGAAGUGGCUCGUGCUGCCAACUCUUUCCCUGCUGACGUCUGGGCCAUUGCCUGGUGGCAGUGGCUGCACACCUGGCGUGGGAAGACCGGGGCAUGGGGAGAGCAGACCUGUAUCAAGAAUUUUUAAGAACUUCAAUCUGUAUGCUAGGCUUAUUCCUUGACCCAAUUUUCCCCUCCUGUUUCUUUUUUAUUCUUUCUUCCCCCCCCCCCCCCUCAAUUAUUCUUGGUUCUUUUGAACACAGCUGCGACCUCGGCAGGGGGAGGCGAUGCCCACCGCCUUUCAGUCACUUGCCAAAACAGCAGAUGCCGGAGGCUGCUGCAGGCGGCGUUGUUCUCGUGGAGUCAGGAAUGGGAUGCUGCAGCCAGAGGGGAGCGAUUUCCCAGUCCUACCAGACGAGCAAGCCAGCAGCACGGAGAAGAGCAAUGCUGCAGCUCCCAGCUGCCGUUCCCAUCUCCUGAGGUGGGCAGGGCACGUGCCCAGGCAGAAGGUGGGCGUCCAGUCCCCCUGGAGAGGGACCCCAUCCUUCCCGAGGCAGAGCCGUCCCCUCCCCUCCCCUUCUCCCCCAGAACUAGCACCGACCAGCGAGUAAGAUGAAGCGGGCCGAGGCAGGGCAGUUCUUUUGUCAUACCUGAGCAUCUGCAUCUGGGUUUUUCGUGAGCCAAAUGUUUAAUGCUGUAGGGCCCUUGGGGCGGUGGCAGGAGCCGGGGCCGGGCGGCUCUGCCGGUGGGUCUGCAAUUCUCACCUCGUGGAGGGGAAAGGGCAGCGCCAAUUUUGGGGUGAGGCGGCUCUGCGGGGCCUCUGGGUUUGGAGUCACAGGAGCAGCGUUGUUGUGAUGUGUCUGGUUUGAUUAAACCGCUAAAGGAAUAAUUGGGUUAACAAUAAAUCCAUGGCUCCCAACGAAACCUGUGUUCCCCUUGCCCAAUGCGGGGCUGCGUGCAACGUCGGCAGCACCGGUCGGCCCCUGUGUUUGAGCUGGUGGGUCCCUGAGCCUGCCAGCUCCCUCUCGGAUUGAUGCCAAGCAGCCAUUACAAGCUCUAAAAAGAAAGCUUUGGUCUAAUGGCAGCAUCUUUCUGGCCUCUGCUGCUUCUCGCCAUACGCACAUCUCGGGAACAAUCCUGACUAGCUGGCUAAACACAGCUGCUGUCGGCUGCAGCACGCGCCAGGUGUGAGUAACAGAGAGACCAGAGAAAUAGAAAUUCAGUGAGGCUUUCUGUUUAUUUUUCUUAACUGUGGAAGAAUUAAAAUUUUUCAUCGGUGCUAAAUUAGAGGACAUUGGAUCCAAAAAGAGACGCAAGCUGUGUGAAAACAGGAAGCAAACACACUGUAUUAAGAAAUAUGAACAGGAGAAAAAAAAAAAAACAAAA